This is a messenger RNA of Effrenium voratum, 1392 nucleotides long. NCBI's taxonomy places the organism in Eukaryota, Dinophyceae, Suessiales, Symbiodiniaceae. The record is from the annotation of a GenBank genome assembly.
AUGGAGUUCUUCGGCUGCUGCGGAGUGUUGCUGGGCAUGAUCCUGCCCGCGCUGGCGGAGUCAGAAUGUGCCUCCAGCCCAGACACAGGCUGCUAUGGGUACCUUUUCCUAGCGCUGUGCUUGGGGGGCAUGUUUACGGCCUCCAACUUGUUCCUUUGCCACCACGUGAAGGAGCGGCCCUGCGCCAAUCUGACGGACGAAGCAGAAGGCUUCGUGCCCUCCAUCGUGGGCUGCCUCAGCAACUUCCCCUUCUUCAUCCUCCUCAUCUCAGACGUCGUGGAGGGCUUUGGGGCGAAUUUGCCCCUCCUAGUUUUGCCCUACGUGAUUGACUGGGUCGUGGGCAAGGAGGCUGCAGAAGCUCUGGUAGGCUCUGUGGGCACUCUCUUUGCCGUCGGCGUGCUGGCCCAUAUGGCCGUUAGGGUGCCGAUGAACUUUGUCUGGCGCGCAGCUGCCAACCGGUGGGGCAAGUACCCCGCCUACUUGGCCUACGAGAUCUUCUACGGGUCGCACAUGUUUCUCUUCCUCUUUGUGACCAAAGGCUCUGCUCUGCUGGGCGUCAUCCUGUGCGCUACCUGGGGGAUGGCCUAUGCAGGCCACUGGCUGCUCUUCGAUUUGGUCUCCGACGUGGCGGACUACGACGAGCUGCUCACCGGCCAGCGCCGCGAGGGCCAGCUCACGAUGGCAAGGGAGCUGGUGCCAAAGAUCUGCGAGAUCCCGGCGGACGCUUUGCCCUUCCUGCUGAUGAGCUACUAUGGGUAUAACCCGGACUUGGCGGAGCAGAACGACACCGUGAAGUGGAUCAUCAAAGGGUCCAUUUCGCUCCUGCCGGGCAUAGCAGGCCUGUCCGGCACCGUGGCAUUGCUAUGGUUCAACCUGCGGAAGCAGGAACAGCAUGAUGACAUCAUCCGAAGCUUGCAUAGACAUCAAGCCGGGCUCGUAGCCACGGAUCCCUUGACGGGGCUGCGGCUGCCGCCCAUCAAGCGCUCCGCAGGCUCCGUCGAGUUUGAGGGCUCCACGAUAGCGCGAGAGGCGCUGAUCAUCAUGGACCACUUCUUUGCCAGCGAGAUCAAGUGGGCCUGCGAGUCAGGAGUGGGCAAGCUCAAGGUGAAGCCUUUGGUGGCUCUGGUCAUCUGCAUCCUCCUGGCCGUCCCGGGCGUCGCCCUGGCAGCGGUAGGCUGGGAGACUCUCAGUGCGGGCGAGGGGUCCCUGGCUCCUGUGGGACUCAUCUUGGUGGGCUUCGCAGUGAUGGGGGCACUCUUCAGCGUGGCGCGGCUGCGGCAAGCGUGCCGCGCCGCACACCUGGUGAGCAAGGAGGAUUUGGAGGUGAUGCUUGCCAUUCACAAGUCCCGGGGCCGCAUUCCAGGGGGCGUCAAGGCUACUGGCGACGAGUGA